CCCAUUUGCCCGUCAAACAAAUAAACUCGCGUUUGUUCAGUCAAAAGUCUCAGCGAAAACAGAGAAGAAGAAUUACAUACCUGCAAAUUCCAGGAGAUGCAAGAAUGAGUCUUGGACCGAACCAAAAAUCAAUGUUUUAAAGAAACUCUGCAACGAGAAUGGUCUCCAACGCUGGCCACACCGUAAAUUUCUGGCGGGUAAGAACAUUGAAGAAAUAAAGAAGGAAGCUGCUGAACUGAAAAGUAAGGCAGUUGGUGGAAUAUCACCAACGAGCGAUGUAACAACUGCUUCAUCUACAACUACUUCUCCGGGCUCGCAUAUCAAAGAUAAGAGUCCGAGGUCUGCUCUCGAGAUGUCGAAGUCACAAGGGAGUACACAGGAGCCAGGAAGCAAGACAACGAUCACUUGGCGGACCCACCACGUGCUUGCUUCUGGUUUAGCAUCAGAAACCAAUACCUUUUCAGAUGAGUUCAAAUAUGGAUUCCCAUCAGGUGGCUUAUCAGAGUGCAGUAACAGAUGGUGGAGAAGUAGCUUUGAUGGUAAUGACACCAAAACAAGUUCAAAAAUUGAAGAUAUUACCAAGGUACAAGCUGAUGGUGGCAUUUCUAGUAUAUGCGAGGAAAAAGCCAACAACGCGACACGGGAAUCCGAGUGUGAUAACAAGCAGGAUGAAGUUUCUGAAUGUGAUAAGCAAAAUGAAGUUUCGUUAUCAGCCGUCAGAAAACGAGCUCUGGAGGAAGGUAAGGAGGCUCUAAAGUUUCGUGCUUUGAAGAAAUAUGGAGCUGAUAAACUGGGAAAUGAAGAGAAGAUAUUGUUGCGUCGAUUAUAUCAAACUAGUUAAAACCAUUGUCCAAGAAUCGGAAAUUUCUGAUGAAGGAAAACUCACUUGGUGUUGCCUUCCUUGUAAUGCACUCGAACUACUAUAAUAUGUCAAUGGCACGCUAUUGACAAAGGCUACUUUAUCUUCUUUUCUAUUUAUUUGUAUUUUUAGAUAGAAAAGCAAA
Molecule: messenger RNA, 1004 nt
Organism: Beta vulgaris subsp. vulgaris (sugar beet)
Lineage: Eukaryota; Viridiplantae; Streptophyta; Magnoliopsida; Caryophyllales; Amaranthaceae
Exons: 3
Coding region: 353-841 (162 amino acids)
Source: RefSeq, a predicted model, not a curated record